Molecule: messenger RNA, 441 nt
Organism: Penicillium waksmanii
Lineage: Eukaryota; Fungi; Ascomycota; Eurotiomycetes; Eurotiales; Aspergillaceae
Exons: 2
Coding region: 1-441 (146 amino acids)
Source: RefSeq, a predicted model, not a curated record
AUGACGAUGCUCAGUUUGGAUCAUAACGCGAAGGGGAUUGACAUGCGGAUCUGGCCGACUACCACGCAAAUCAGCAACCUGGGUACUAUUCUUGUCAAUAACAGCGUGACGGCGUUUAUACUUGGAACUCGAACUUUUAAGUUGACGGCAGUGGGACAGACUGAGAUGGAUGUAGCGGGAUGGAGGCUUGGUAGGCAGAUGUUGGUCAGUAUUUUGUCUCUGCAGACGCCAAACUGGACAAAUACUGUGACAAUUGAACUGCCAGUUGCAGGCGCCUCUAUUACUCCGGUACUGUGGGGUGCUGGACCAUGGGGGUUGGUUAACGGGACUCUAAGUAAAGUUGGUGGGACUGGGUUAAGCACUGACUUGAUCAUUGUGCAGCUUGCGUCUAAGAAGGACACUGAUGGUGUACGUGGAAUCGAAGAUGGCGGUGGACUAUGA